Molecule: messenger RNA, 1296 nt
Organism: Sordaria macrospora k-hell
Lineage: Eukaryota; Fungi; Ascomycota; Sordariomycetes; Sordariales; Sordariaceae
Source: RefSeq, a predicted model, not a curated record
AUGUCCUCAGGGUCAGGGUUCGGGGGCUUCCCCCCGGGAAUCACCGAUGACGACGAUGAUAACAACCACCCUUGGGUCUGGGUUAUGAUUCCCGUCGGCCUCGUUAUUGUCCUGGGCGCUCUGGCCCUCUGUCUUCACGUCCGCCGGCGCAAGCAAUUCGUCGAAAAACGCAAAAGUUAUCGUGUCCCCACCCCAGCAAGACGACCAUCUGCCAAUCAUACAUCAACAAGUCAUAGCCGUGACGGGCAGACUCACUUCGGAGUUCGCGAGGUUGAUGGCCCUUCGUUGGCGUUGAUCGAGCGUGAUCUUCAGGAGUCUUGGGUGCGCGGGGCGCCGACACAGCGACAUAACAAUACUGGUUCGAGAUCUGGAACCGGGGGCGUGGCAUGGGGUAGUUCUCGACCGGCGGCAAUAAGGAGAUGGGACUGGGCAGGCCUCUUCAGGCCUGAGGAAGGACUGAACGAGCUGGGUGAGGCGCCACCGCCAUAUGAGAAGCAGCCGGUUAUGAAAGAAGGCAGCGAUGUUGAUCUUGAAGAGGGUGGGAAUAGUUACCAUGGCUAUGGAAUCGAAACGCCGGCUGGUCCAGCAGGGUCCGCCGUCGGAGAAGGAGCCAGCAGUGCUGCGCACGCCGGUGUAGAAAUGCGAAACAUGGCUUCUUGGAAUUACCGUGCGGGCACCUUCUCACAACAAUCUCUAUCGUCGGCACCGUUGGGAUCACAGGCAAGUCUACAGCCACCCCCACCGGUACAUUACUACCAGCACAACGGAUCGGGGAUUCACAGCCAGAGCCAUCCGAAUCAACCAGGAUAUAGUAGUGCUGGUACCAGCCUGUUGAGUGCCAGCGUGACCCAGAGCGCCGCAACCACUGCGCCGACGUCUCCAAGCUUGACCAGGUAUCCCUCCCCCAGUCCGGGACACAGUACCAUCCACAGCCCGGCGCCCGAAAUGACAGAUCAAGAUCAUGUACCACCACCUGCAUACGAAGAGACGCCUCCCUUAUCGAUAAUGGGAACGGGGACCAACACUCCAUCACGGGAGCCUACUAAUGGGGGAGCAAAUUCGGAGCAGCUUGACGAGCCUGCUGCUGCUGCUGCUGUAGCUUCUUCGGUUUCUUCUCCCGUCCCCGCUUCCGCCUCUCCCGCUUAUGAGGCGGCGGCAGUCAUUUCCGCGCCAGCCCCAGGGACAGCUUCUCCCUCCCCUCCCUCAUCUGGAUCCGGCCCUUCUAACAAUGGCAAUAAUAACGCCACCGUUACACAUCAGUCCCCAUCACCGUCUGCUGUGCCACUACCUUAUUAA